Mycena citricolor is the source of this 1952-nucleotide messenger RNA. The record is from the annotation of a GenBank genome assembly. NCBI's taxonomy places the organism in Eukaryota, Fungi, Basidiomycota, Agaricomycetes, Agaricales, Mycenaceae.
AUGGCAAUCAUCAUCACUCGCAUCAACCUCGCAUCAAAUGCCGGACAUGCCGAUGACAUUUCCCCUUUGGGAGGUUUGUCCAGGCCCCAAUUCCCUGGAUCUCAUCCUGAACUCCAUCUCGUCCUACAAAACUUGCGAUCUAUCCAUGCAUCUUUGUCUGAUUUCCGACCCACUACAGUCCGCCCACCCAUCCUGGACGCUUCCACCGAAUCGCUCAGCACGUCGGACGAAAAUGACCCGGACGACCAAUGGCUUCAACAAGAUAGCAUUCCCGGUCUCAAACAGCUCAGAGACUCUAUCAAAGUGGACGUUGACGUCUUGAAAAAGUUCCUCGAGGAUGCGAAAUCAGCUCAACAGCCGCCUCUCUCCACGAACGCGCCCUAUCUCAUCUCCGUAUGGAAUGAGGUGCUUUGUGCACCUCCGAUUCUCGUCUCAGUCCUGCGGUUGUUUUCUCCCAAAGGUCCAGUGAACAAGAAGCAGAAGAAGAAGGUCCCGGUCAAGGUCGAUGUGGUCGCGGAUAACGGGCGGCGAUGGAUCAGAGUCAACACAAUCAAAAACAAUCGACUCAUGUCCGAGUUCCGCGAGAUGGACUCAUACUUGACCGACUCGGACGACGACGACGGGCCGUCUCUAGCGCCCGCGGAAUUCGACAACUCGGUUCUCAGGAUGGGCCGCGAUCUGCUGGCGGCGGCGCAAGCCAACCCCAUUGACACGCUCGGCGGGGCUCAAGCCCCUCGCGUGACGCUCAGACUGACACGCCUCGACCCGUCAGACGGCGGUGACCCGCGAAUAUCCCAGACCAUCGACAAGCUGCGCGAUAUGGGGAUCGACGUUGCUCUUGGGGACCGGAGCGCAGAGGAAUUGGCGGUCAAAAGGACGUUACCGCCCACAUCGAUUCCCGCUGUGGACCAGCAGCAGCUGGCCCCGAGCGUCAAUGUCAAUCUUGACUUGUCAGUACUCAUCGCACUGGUGUCCGAUCUGACGCAUACAUCCUUGCCGGCCUCGAUAGAAGAGGCGCAGCGACGAUACGGGCUUUCGUCCUCCAUACAGAACGUGGCGUUGACGACGCAAAUCAUGCAGGAGAUGUUGCAAGAGAUGGGUCAGGGGGGUAUGUUUCAAGAGCUGCACUCGAGGGUAUCUCCGCACGUCAAAUUCUGGACGACCGUCGAAGCUCGAGAGCGGUUCGUUCGGAUAGUAGGAAAGAUCGGCGGCCAGGGCGAGAAACGACGCGCGGAGUACUUGUUCAGUGCUGGCACCGACGAAGACAUAGCUCAGUACUGGGCUGGCUCGCGAUUUCCCGUCGGAUACAUCCCCUUGCUUCCCAUCAACAUCUACGACGAGAGCGAGGCUAAUAGCAUCUGCACCUGUACACCUGCACCAUUCUUCCGAGCGAUGGAGAAGACAUGCUGCGGGAUCUUAACAUUAGGUGAAGCACCCGGGACCGACGGUGCAGUGGACGAAUACAGCAACAACGGGUUCCUGCGCAACCCAGCAAGCCAACGAGCCGCCGUGACCCGGGUGAACGGACGACUGACCGCACACACCGUCAAGAGCAUGCUACUCGGCUCGCGCCGGGGGUGGACGACGUUGACGGCCAACAAGAACAGCAUCAAGGCGCUGAUGAGAGAAGUCAAGGCGGCUCGGCUUGCGGGGAAGUUGACCGAUGAAGACGAGGGGGUCCAUGACAGCACGGCCGUCAUCUGGAUUGUAGACCCGCGCAGUCUCGCAGAGGGAGCUCGUGAGCGUGCUGCGACAGUCUAAUUCAUGUCUUGAAAGCGGCUGUGCUUGGAAGACGCUUGAAUGGACCGCCCUGUCCUAUUUAGCAGUCUGGUCGGUCACGUCGCGAACGCGACCACGUGAUCGAUACCAGCACGAAAAAUAUAUUCGAUCCUCUGUGUUCGAGGGUAGUGGUUAUUGUGAUAACAAUAGAAUACGACAACUAUUAAACUUUU